Molecule: messenger RNA, 3690 nt
Organism: Candidozyma auris
Lineage: Eukaryota; Fungi; Ascomycota; Pichiomycetes; Serinales; Metschnikowiaceae
Exons: 1
Coding region: 1-3690 (1229 amino acids)
Molecular function (GO): protein binding
Source: RefSeq, a predicted model, not a curated record
AUGUCAAUACCAGUGAAGGCGUUGAAUUCACAGGACUGGCGACGUGAGCAAAACAUAGCAUCUGAAUUGGAGAUGCCCGAAGCGCCGCCCUAUCUGUCUAAUUCCGCCGAUGGCCCUGCUGAGUCGCUUGAGCACAUUGAUCUCGGCUCAACUCCUCAGUUAGACGUGCCUGUGGCGUCUGAGACCGCCUCAAGAAACACAUACAAAGAGCAGCUUCGAUACCAUCAGAAUCUGGGGUUCAUUGGUGAAAACAGCGGUGUCGGUGCCUCUGUUCCCAACACGUUUAAGCAUAAGAGCCAUCCAAACGCUAAGACAAAGGAACGCAUUGGUAUGGCACCCUUGCAAGAGUCUCAGCCUGAUGAGGAAACUCACAAAGCGUCGUUGCCUUCAUAUCCUGUCAAAACAAGUACGGUGAAAAGCAUCGACAUCAACUCUCAAGAUCACAGUACCAAGCAGAACGAGACUCCAUCAUGGAUGCCUCAGGUGCUUAGAGAAGAAUGGCUGAAAAGCAAGAUCUCUGUUCCUGAAGAGAACCAGGAACAGAUGCCUAAUUUGGACUUUUUGGGCGGCCAAGAGAGCAACACUUUCAUUCACAACCCUCAAAAUUCCCAAGAACACCCUGCCACGCCCAUAUGGAAGCGCAUGUCGAAGGACUACAUGCUGAACACCCGCUCGAAGCCAUUGCAGAGCAUAUUUCAGACCAGUGACGAGUCGAAAGGCAACUUACACUCCGGUCUGUCCAAGUCCAUGUCGCAUCUUAAUGUCAAGAACCCAAACACUCCCAAAAAUGGCCAUUCCGCUGGGCUCUCUUACUCUUCUGCAUUUUCAACCCCUGUUGCUACGAAAGACGGUGACAUUCACUUGACUCAGCAGCAAAUCCAUCAGCUCGAAGAUAUCCUUGAGAAGGCAAAAGAUAAGCCUGAUGACUACCCAAAUAAGGGUUCUCCUCUCAAGCUUUUUGGGAGUGACUAUGAUACAUUCACCAAGGUGUUCUUGUCCAAAUUUGUCGACAAAGUUCGCUCUACGGCAAAUAGUACUCAGAAACCCACAAGAAAUGUUUCGGUCCUGGACAAGCCGGGUCCAAAACUAGAAAUACAGAAGUUCACGAAAGCUGGCGACUAUACCGACCAAGAUUUCAUGAAUAACGCCAACCAUGUGUUUGCUAACAUUCAAAAGCGGGUCAAUCAGCCAAGGCAUUUGUUUUCGAAGAGAUCUGAUCAUAGUAUGAGCUUUCAACGUUCUAUAGAGCACAACACGGUCACCUCUACACCAAAGGCUGACAAGGUAAAUGACAUCGAUGUCAUCGCUCCAUUGGAAGAAUUUUCAUCGUUUUCAACUAAUUUUGAGGAUAGUUCCGCUGAGUCCCACGAUGAUGUUCGCCGGAAUGAUACGACCAAUGCUCAUCACAACGAGUACACCUCAUUCGAUCACUCUCAAACUCCUCGAGAUGCUCUUCCCAAUCAUGAACCCGUCGAAACUCAACAUGAUGAUGUCAGCGUCUACACCUUUGAUGAUAUCAGUGACACAGAACAGGUUCAGAACCAUAUUGCCCCGCAAUUCAAUGAACCUCUUGAGAAUAACAAGGUCAGAUCACAAGGCGAUGAUUACCCUAAGGCGCACGUGGCGGUUAACAAAUAUACUAGCUCUAUGUCGUCUGUAAAACGCCAUGUCAAGGGUGCUGAGCCAAACCAUUCGAUGGAUGACGAAGAGAAUGAGAAAGAAGAGGAAGCUCACUCUACAUUUGAUAAUACAGAUACCAUGCCACCAAUAGUUUGGAAACGACCUUCUCGCUUGAGGCUCUCUAAAAAUCAUGCAAAUAGAAGAGUCAUGCUGAACAGCAAUUUAGAAAACCAAAUCAACAAGGGAACAGUAAAGCCAGGGAAAUUUCCCGAGCAGUACGGAAACAUGGUGUUUGAUCUGAAAAAUAGCAGGUGGGUAACAAAAGGUAAGGAGAAUGAUUACCCUGGCAGUCUUGAUUCAAUUCUCGACUUACCGACCGAAUCCCAAAACCAUGUAGAGGAACAGGAAACUAAGGAAACAAGUAUUCUCAAACUGUCCAGAAAACCAUCAAUGAGGGAGAAAAAUCUUGAAGUGUCGUUUCAAAUUCCCGAUAAAUCUUUUGAAUAUGACCUUGCAGAGUCAAACCACGACGAUGUCACCAAUGUUACUGACUUGGGAGAGGUUACGUUUACGCAAACUCACAAACGUCUCGUGUCAUUGAUAACUGGACUGAUUGACACAAGUGCCUGGAAACAUGUUUCUUACAUUGAUUUAUCGUCAAAGCAGCUCGAAACUGUCGAAGGUUUGCUGGAAUAUCUUCCUAAUUUGACCAGAAUAGAUUUAUCUUCUAAUUACAUCAGGUUCAUGAAGGGUGUUCCCCGUCGGUGUCUUGAGCUAGAUUUGUCCCAGAAUUCACUCGAUGAAAUGGUGUCGUUUAGUGAACAUCGUGACCUACAGGUUCUUGAUAUACUGUCUAAUUCAUUGGAGACGUUGAAACUGCUUCAACAUAAUAUCCAUUUAUCACGUCUCAAUAUCAGUAACAACUUGUUGAGCUCCCUUCAUGGUUUAGGUAAGUUAAGCGGGCUCACUUACUUGAAUUUAUCUCAGAACGAUCUAAGCGGAGAGAUCGAUUUUUCUCAAUACCAUCUUCCAAACUUACAGGAAUUGAAUUUGUCUGAAAACAAACUUCGGUCCGUGACCAGAAUCGAUAGUUUACCUUCUCUUCGAAUCUUGAAUCUCAAUGAGAACAAAUUGACCAACUUGUCUUGCAGCACUGCGCAUCCACAUUUGAAAAAACUACUUCUCAAACUUAAUAGAUUGAGGACGCUAGACUUGGCUCAAUUUCCUCUCUUACGAGUAUUGAGGAUUGAUGGAAAUGCUUUGACCAAGAUUCCAAACUUAAAGAAUCUCAAAUUUCUACAAGAAGUGUCAGCAAAAUGCCAGGAUAGUGCAGGUAUUGCGCAAGAUAUUGUCAAAAGCAUAUCAGAUGUUGUCUCGAUGGAUAUGUCUGGCAAUGCAAUCAUAUCUAAUAUGUUCUCACAGCCAGAGCACAUACCGUCAUUGCCAUUCAUGAAUCUCAACAUCUUGAACUUAUCUGCUGUGGGAUUGACGGCAAUUCCUGAUAGUUUUGGAGACGUUUUUCCAAACGUGAGAGAGCUCAACUUAAAUUUUAACAAGCUCAUUGAUAUUAAGGGUCUCAGCAAAAUCAAUAAACUUAAGAAACUCAAUCUUGUGAGCAAUAAUAUUGAUAGAAUCGAGAUGGUGCUCACAACCUUGAGCAGCUCUCGAAAAUCAAUGAAGGUGUUGGACAUGAGACUCAACAGCAUUAACCUCAAGCUCUACCCAUAUGUGUUCAAUCCGCUAGAACUUGACGCCGCUAGUGACCAGGAGCCACCGGCGGGGCCCAUACAGCUUGAAGCAUUAGAUGACAUUGAGAAUUUCUCGAUUCACUACAACUCAUUGAUCAAAAGUAAAGAGGACUGGAAUACAAGAGACGAGGAGUUUUUGAAGAAUCUAGAGGCGGACGGCAUGGGCAGUCGGGUACGAGAAAGAUUGAAUUACGAAGCCCUUCUUGUAAAUUUCUUUCCCAAUAUGAAAGAGCUCGAUGGAGGUAUUGUUUCCACCUUUAAGCGAGCGCAAUUUUUGGAGCGCAUUCGGGAACGCGAUUUGCAUGGAAGCGUUAGCGCUUAA